UCAACAGCUGGCUAUUCGGAAAAUUAAAGUCAAUCAAUACGUUCCCCAACAACCGCCAUGACUUUAUAUCGGGUUUCUCUCUCCACCGCACUCUCUCCUCAUCUACAGUUUCCUCACCGCCGGAGCAUUCAUUUUCAGUCGUUCAAUGUUACAGCUUCUUCUUCCUCCCCUUCUUCGCCGACGACUUCUUUUUCGAAUCAUCGAGUUGUUGUUACACGGGAGCGUGGUAAAAAUGAUAAGCUCAUGAAAGCUCUAGCACCACAUGGGAUCAAUUGUUUGGAGCUUCCCCUAAUUCAGCAUAAACAUUUACCUGAUCUGGACAGAGUUUCUGCUCUAUUAAAUGAAACUACUUUUGAUUGGAUCAUCAUCACUUCACCUGAAGCAGCUCUUGUCUUUCUUGAUGCCUGGAAAGGUGCUGGUUCCCCAAGUGUGAAGAUAGCUGUGGUUGGAACUGGUACAGCAAGCAUAUUUGAUGAAGCUCAAUCCAUUGAUGUUGCAUUUGUUCCAUCAAAAGCAACUGGGAAGGUUCUUGCUUCAGAGCUGCCAAACCAUGGGAAUGAAAAUUGCACUGUUCUAUAUCCUGCUUCUGAAAAAGCUAGUCAUGAUUUAGAAAAUGGGCUUUCUAAACGUGGAUUUCAUGUCACACGAUUAAAUACUUACACAACGGAAACUGUUCAACAUGUGGACCAAAUGAUUUUCGAACAAGCCCUUUCUGCUUCUGUUGUUGCAGUUGCAUCACCUUCUGCAAUUAGAGCAUGGAUGAAUCUUGAAUCUGUGUCAGAGAGGUGGCAUGGUUCUGUUGCAUGCAUUGGUGAAACCACCGCUUCAGCUGCCAAAAGAAUGGGCUUGAGAAAUGUGUACUACCCAUCCAGCCCUGGCCUUCAAGGUUGGGUUGACAGCAUUAUUGAUGCUUUAGGAGUCCAUAAGCAAGUCCAAAAGAUUUCUGCUGUCGGUGUACAAAAAUAAUCGAGUAGGAAAAUCAUGUAAAAAAAAAAAAAAAAAUUGGUUCGCAUUGAAAUGUCAAGAAACGAUGAGAAACUUGGAAGAGAUGCUUCCUUCUUGAAUUUGUAUAUAAAACUCAAAUACUCCUAUUGGAACAAGAUUUUAUUUUUUUUAUUUUUCACUUGAUACAAAAAGAAAAUAUGGUUACAAACAACAAAUGAUAAAAGGCCAAAAUUUAGAAAGAAGGUUCUAAUUUAUCAACACGUACACAAGAUGAUAACCAUUGGUCGGUUUGUUUAUGUGAGUACUUGAUUUGUGUCACUUGUGACCUUAAAUACGGAUUUGUCACCAUCCAAAUAUCACACACACCAUCGAUACUUCAAAACAACUUUUUCCAAAUUAUUGACAUCCAACACUGGCCCCAUAUAUAUAAAUGUGAACCCUGUUAAUACGCAGUGUUGUCACUUUCUACCCCUAUGCCCGUGACACCACGAGAAACCAACAUUAAGAAACAGAGAAAACGAUGGAUGGUAUAAAUGUAUGAUACUGUGUUUGAAGUGUAUUAGACGAGAAAUCAACAUUAAUAAACAGAGAAAAUGAUGAUGGUAUAAAUGUAUGAUAUUCUGUUUGAUGUGUAUUGGACUGAGAUCGAGAUUGAUACUGAUAUUAUUGGGGAUGGGACAUGGGGGUGGUCAUUACUCAUUAGGAUUUCUUGGAGUAUUAUUGGUUAGGUAACAAAUAUUUUUUUUAACUUGGACAAAGUCUUGUGAGUAAAAGGACAGUGGGGUUAUGGUUUUCUGAACAAGUAUUUGACCGGUGGGUACUAUGGAGAUGCAAACGAAGGGGCAAGAAGGUCAGUUAGAAGCAUGUUGUUUCUUAUACACUUUUGUAAUGGUCCCAUCACACGACCACCAGAAUCAUGAAUCAUGCACCAUGCUCCAUCACCAUAUCUCCGUUCAAGAACCUAUGUGGAUGGGAUUGGACCCUCCCCCUCUCCAAAAAGAUGAUGCCUUUUUUUUGUUUCAUCUUUCGACUUUCUUGCAUCUUGAAUUAUGUUGUUGGAUUGAGAUUUGUUAAUGUUUCUACAGUAUUGAUGUUUGUGCCAUUUGUAAUUAAGAGUUCCGGUUUGUUAAUCAGUUACAUGAAACCAUAGAUGUUAAGAUUCCGAACAAACACUGUUAAAAACACGAAAGAAAUGAAGAACGAAC
This is a messenger RNA of Lactuca saligna, 2150 nucleotides long. The record is from the annotation of a GenBank genome assembly. Lineage: Eukaryota; Viridiplantae; Streptophyta; Magnoliopsida; Asterales; Asteraceae.